AUGAAGCACAAUAACCAGCUUCCAAAUGGCCACUUUCACAAGGAUUGGCAAUUGCGCGUUAAGACUUGGUUUGAUCAGCCAGGACGUAAGAAGAGAAGAAGAAUUAACCGCAUUCAAAAGGCUACUCGAAUCGCUCCACGCCCUACCGAACUUUUAAGGCCUGCAGUAAGAUGUCCAACUAGAAAAUAUAACACCAAAUUGAGAGCUGGUCGUGGAUUUACUCUCGAUGAACUUAAGGUCAGCAUUGGUGAAAUAAUUUCUGUGUCAGAGAUUCUUGCAGCAGGAAUCCACCGUAAGGAGGCACGUACUAUUGGAAUUCCUGUUGAUCAUCGGCGCAAAAAUCGAUCAGAAGAAUCACUCCAACUUAAUGUCCAGCGAUUGAAGCAUUACAAAAGUAAACUCAUUAUCUUCCCUAAGAAAUCCAGAAAGAAGAAGGACAUUGCUGAGCCGGCUGAGAUUGCAACUGCCACUCAGCAUAAGGGAACCGUCUUGGCAAUCCAACAAGUGUGGCCUGAAGUUGAAGAACGUGCUAUCACUCAGGAAGAAAGGACUGCUAGUGCUUACGCUACUUUACGUAAAGCUAGAUCCGAUGCCCGUCUUGUUGGUGUGCGUGAAGUUCGCCGUAAGGCAAAGGAAGAGGAGGAAGCUAACAAGAGAAAAUAA
Messenger RNA from Acaulospora morrowiae, 663 nucleotides. NCBI's taxonomy places the organism in Eukaryota, Fungi, Glomeromycota, Glomeromycetes, Diversisporales, Acaulosporaceae. The record is from the annotation of a GenBank genome assembly.